GAGAAGAGCUGUGUAAUAAAUUGUAACAAUGUCUACUGUGUGGUUCUUGUGUUGGCAGCGCGGGCAUCGGGCGGACGGGGACCAUCAUCGUCAUCGACAUUCUCAUCGACGUCAUCAAUCGCCAAGGCCUGGACUGUGACAUAGACAUCCCGAAGAGCAUCCAGCGCGUGCGGCAGCAGCGGUCGGGCAUGGUGCAGACGGAGGCCCAGUACAAGUUCAUCUACAUGGCCGUCCAGCAGUACAUCGACACUGCCCAGAAGAGGCUGGAGCAGGAACAGAAGAACAAGACCCUGGAGAGCGAGUACUCCAACAUCCAGUACCCCCCGAUGACCAACUCCAGGUCCAAGAUCAGCAUGAACGCCUCGCGCUCCUCCUCUGUGUUGACGAACGACGACUCGUCCAGCAUCUACGAGAACAUCUCCAUCAAGGGCCCCAAAGCCGCCAGCAGCGGCCCCGCCAGAAGUUUCAGCUGAGCAGCACCUCCACCUGCAGCUCCUGGGAAUGGAGGGAGGAAGGUGGUGCUGGGUGGAGCGAGACGGAGGCUGUGGUGAGUGUGUGUGUGUGUGUGUGUGUGGGGGGGGGGGGUUUGGACGUUCUGGUGGAUGCCCCCUCCACCACCACCACCACCACCACCACCACCACCACCACCACCACCACCACCACCACCACUACCACCACCCGUCCACCCACCCCUCCACCCACCGACCAAGGGAGGCCAGGGAGCUCCGCAGCUGCCAUGACCUUUUUGAAGUGCCUUGUCAACGGACAGAUCGGCGACCCUCGAAACAUCCUCUAUCCCCAACACACACUCAGUCGGUGAAAGAGCCCCGCCCCCUUCCUCAGGCAGAUGUUCCUCGCGGCGCCCGGACAAAGGGAUGGAUUGUACUCCGGUCUCUAGAUGUCUACAUGUCUACUCUACAAGAUGUUUCUACCCCCCUCGUCUCGUUCUCGCCCCUCCUCUCUCCACUCCCUCUCUCCCUCCCCUCUCCUCUCUCUCCUCUCCCUCUCUCCCUCUCUCCACUCCCUCUCCUCUCUCUCCACUCCCUCUCCUCUCUCUCCUCUCCCUCUCCUCUCUCUCCUUCUAUCCCUCUGUCCACUUCCCUCUCCUUCUUCCCUCUCCGUCUCUCCUCUCCCUCUCUCCUUCCCUCCCUCUUCCUCUUUCCUCUUACCUCUCCCUCUCUCCUUCCCCACUCCCUAUCUCCAUCUCUGCUCCCUUUCUCCCUCUCUCCACUCCCUCUCUCAUCUCUCUCCUUCCCCUCUCCUUCUCUCCUUCUUUGCCUCUCCUCUCCCCCUCUCCUUCUCUCCCUCUCUUUAUCUUCCUCAGUUUUUUUUCAUUCUCUCGACUUUGACCUUUCUUUUGUUGCCUCCAGCUGGGACAAUGUGAAUGACAAGCUGUUGACAGCAUAGUGCACUAUGCAACGCACUAUGCUAGGCUAGGCUAGGCAUCGCCCGGUCCCUAGUUCUGUGAGGCCAAACGACCACUCCUCCAUUCAGUUGUCUUGGUGUUUGGUUUAGGGUGCUUUGCGUGCGAUGGACAUCCGUGAGAAGGAUGGCUGGGGGGUUGGAUUCCUGUGCCAAUGCAGUUGUGCACAACAGUUGAUAGUUUUCCCGCUACUGCGUCAAUGGACAUACAUUCAGGGGUUCUCCCACCGAACUCAAAGCACAAGCUUGUCUAUGAAUUCAUCAGUUUUUCUCUUUGUUUCGCUCCCCUUGUUUCCACUCCCUGCUGUGAUUUACUUUGCUCUUGAACAUCAGGAAUCGCCUGUACCGUAGUCAUUGGAAUAGCAGAAGACUUUCUAGCCUGCGGAGGAUGGGAACGUAUUUAUUAUUAUCCCAGCGCUGUGGACACUUUCCAGCACACCGCUGGACUCGUGGAGGAAAAGGCGGGAAAAUGGACAUUUGAAAGAGGACCACGUGAGGACCACAUGACCUCACGCUCAGUCAGGGUUAGACAUCUGUCGCCGUGGUGACCACAAGCAGACUACAUCAUCAUCAUCAACUUCAUCCUCGUCAUUAUCAUCAUCUUUUUCAUCAUCAUCCCCUUUGUCAUGGCCAAAGAGGGGAGAGUCUUUAAGCGGACCACACAGGACAGAUGGCUGCGUCCGUUCCGGAUUAAAAGAAUGGAUUUUCUUCUGAAAAGUAAUUUACAAGACGCCAGUAAUCCGUGCCUACCGAUGACGGGCGGGCCAAAUCCGGAAUGUGAUUGUUUCGUCCCGCAAACAAACUCACGACAGACUAUAGACUAUUUUUAGCAUCUGGAAUGCAACGUAAACGGACGUCAAAACCAGCGCUUUGACGUUGUUGAACAAGGUUCUGAAAAGGUCACAAAAUGGCGUUGUUUUUUUUUUAGGAGGUGGGAGAACAUGGCACACUUGAGUCUUGUCAGGACACACUGCCCUGACAGGACACAGUGUCCUGUUAAGACACUUUGUCUUGUCUCACUCUUUUAUGGGUCUCACUCUUUUAUGCUUUAGCCUCAAUUCAUGCGAUGGUUUUUCCUCUUGCUGAAGCUCAAUCAGGAAAUGUAUAGAGGCCGCCGUUUCAGCUGCUCCGUCUGCUACGGCCGGAGGGCACUUGUCAGACGGCCGUUCAGGGUUGUCGUAGCAGGAAUGGGUGAGCUGAUGUGUGAUGUCACAGAUGUGUUAUGCUCCUGUCGUCAGAGUGAAUCUUGUAAUGGAAAGAUUGUGUUUGUGAGGAUCAAAAAAAACCUUUAUCACUGGAACUUGGGCACUUUUUUAUGGAUUGCUUUGCUCAAAUUAAAUGUUGAUGUGUACAGUGUUUGUUAACCCCCCCCCCCCAUCCAACGUCCCCCCCCCCCCCCCCCCCCCCCCACACACACACACACACAUACACACACACACACACACACACACACACACACACACACACACACACACACACACACACACACACACACACACACACACACACACACACACUUGAACCGUCCUUCCAUGGUCUGAAUAAUCCUCUCAAUAAGGUCUCACUUGCUGCGGGUGUCGCCAGGAAUGUUUUUGUAUUUCGUCUUUCACUCUGCAUAUGUGGGUCAAAAACACGUUAUGUUGGAGACGUUGAAACAUUGACAGAUAUAUUUGGUUAAACAUUGAUGUUGUAAAACAUUAAUGUGGUUAAACAUUGACACUUUGAUACUUGAAGAAUCGGUCUGAAACUGCUGUAGCUCUCGCACGAGGCUUGCCUUCUGGGUAAGACCCGAGGGCUGCUUUGGAUGUGCACUAAAGAUAUAUAUAUCUAUAUAUAUAUAUAGGUAUAGAUAUAUACCACCAGUGUUGUAUUUCUCUUCUCGUAUUUUAAAUUUUUACUUUUGUUAAUUGUUUUAUCCAUUCAUGCGUUUUCUAUGAUGUGAGCCAUUAUUGUUCUUUUCUGACUUUGUGAAGUUAAACCAGUGAACCUGGGGGUCAACUUUAACAAUCUCACUCGUUCUUAAAUUUACUUGAAUAUGAUAUUUUAUCUUUUUUGUAUCGUUAAUAUUAUAAUUAUGGUUGUUAUUAUUUAGUCGUUAAUCUAAUUAGUUGCGAUGGGUCUUAUUCAGCUAGCUGCCAUCUUGGCUCUAAACGCUAGCCAAUGGGCGUUCACGUUCAAGAUGGAACCAAGAUGGCUGCCAGGUGAAUGAGGCCCACAAUGUGAGCGGUUGAGAGGUUGUGUUCGGGGGGGUAGUAGCUUCCACUCCUAGCCCGGUCCUGGCGCCCUCCUUCCGGCACCAAAGCCUUCUUCUUCGUACGGGCAACGAAUGCUGAUGUGAUGAUGACGAUAAAUGAAAAAUAAAUCUUUAAGGCAA
Molecule: messenger RNA, 3796 nt
Organism: Gadus macrocephalus (Pacific cod)
Lineage: Eukaryota; Metazoa; Chordata; Actinopteri; Gadiformes; Gadidae
Product: tyrosine-protein phosphatase non-receptor type 6-like
Exons: 6
Coding region: 189-473 (94 amino acids)
Source: RefSeq, a predicted model, not a curated record